This is a messenger RNA of Contarinia nasturtii (swede midge), 932 nucleotides long. RefSeq names its product MIP18 family protein galla-1 (gene galla-1). The record is from RefSeq and is a predicted model, not a curated record. The transcript has 4 exons. Bases 209 to 778 code for a protein of 189 amino acids. Lineage: Eukaryota; Metazoa; Arthropoda; Insecta; Diptera; Cecidomyiidae.
UGUAUAGGAUCCGAUUAUUAUAACGCAAAUAAAGAAAACAUUGAACAUUCUUGUAUUGUUUAUUAUUGAGUUUUAUCAUUCAAAGCAUGUUCACCACUGUGUGAUCAUUUUUAUUUUUGUUUUUGAACAUUGGACACAAAUUGUAAAAAGAGCGAUACAAAAAUUAUUAUAAAUUUCAUAUUUAAAUGUGCCCACAAUCGUUUCAACAAUGUUAUCAUUUUUGCGAAGCAAAUCGUCAGAGGCAACCGUCAAUAAAAUCGUCAAUGGCACAAAAGACUUAUCUCUUGAAGUGGACGAAACACGCAUAGACGUAGUAGAUAUGCAAUCAAAAUUAAAUGAACCGAACAACGAUGUGAGAGCUUCACUCAAAUCACUUGGCUAUAAAAAUGAGACCGAACUAAGAGAAACAAUCUAUGAUAUUUUACGAACAAUUCGAGAUCCCGAAAAACCAUCAACGCUCGAAGACCUUAAAGUUGUUUACGAAGAAGGUAUUUUUGUGCAGCCACCAACAAGCGAUAACGUUCAAGUGGUUCGAAUUGAAUUCAAUCCAACGGUACCACAUUGUUCAUUGGCCACACUAAUCGGUUUAUGCUUACGGAUAAAAAUUGAACGAAAUAUUCAACAUAAACUAAAACUUGACAUUUAUAUAAAGAAAGGUGCACACUCAACAGAAGAUGAAAUUAAUAAACAAAUAAACGACAAAGAACGUAUUGCUGCGGCCAUGGAGAAUCCAAAUUUGAAGAAUUUGGUCGAGGAAUGCAUUCGAGAGGAACAAUAGCAUGGAAAUUAAAUAGUAAUUCGACGAUUAAAUGUAUUUUGUAGGAAAGACAAUCGAACGUCAAUGGAGUACUUAAAAUUUGUAAAAUAUUAUCAUGAUUGUUAUCGUUACAGAGACAAAUAUUUGAAAAAAAAAUGUUUUUUUUUUAUUAGCA